AUGUCUUCGUCAGAAUCCCUCUUUUUCACCCUCCCAAAACAGAUUCGGCGUGCCAUCGAUGGGGCUUUCGACGCGACAAUCAAACCAAACCAAGUUUCCAAGGCGAAUCGUAGGACACCGACUUCAACCAACACAGCUACUUCAAGCGGCGGCGGAUUUCUUGUCGAAGAGCCAGCCAGCGGUAGCUUCCUCGUAGAAGACGACAAUGAAGACGACUCUGACGCUGGGGAUGAGCUCGCUCAGAUUCCCCUGGAACUUAUCCCAGCCGCGCUCCAACGGCUCGACCUCCCACCAGACGACGACGAGGUUCUCGCUGUGUUCAAAAAUGCUGCAUCUGGCUGGACCUCGUCCUCCAUCCGACCCUCACAAGGCGACAACCCCCACGAGGAGACGUACGUGAGCAGAAGUGAUUGGCGAUCUGUGUGUGCCGUCUUGCUGGAGAACAAUCCCGAAGAAGACGAUGCCGAGAGGGGCGUUCCCAUGGACGAAGACGAAGACGAUGGAGCAAGUGACGAAUAUGUCGAAGAGAAGUCAAGUCCUGUGGAGGAUCUUUCUGGCGAGGCGUCCUCGGAUGAAUACAUGGACGGUCCAGGAAAGGCGUCAUCUUCCAAACGCCAAACGCGUGCAAGAAAACGCGCUUGGAUAUCUUCCCCCAUUGCAGAUUCUUCCGUCGACAACCUCCAAAAGCUGACCAGCCGACGGCGGCAAACUUGCUUGGCGACGUUCGCGUUGUUCUUCGAAGGCGUAUCCUCAGAGGAGCUGAUGAUUCAGAAGAUCAUGAUCAAGGAUCUACAGAGGGUCACGAAGCUUCUCAACGAGAAGCUGAAGGCGGAUGAGAUGAUUGAAAUGCUGGAGAUGUUUUCCACCUCACCCGACAAGUCGAUGAGUUUCGAUGAUUUUUGCAGGAUGAUGACAACAGCACGACUGGCAUGA
Messenger RNA from Cyclocybe aegerita, 933 nucleotides. The record is from the annotation of a GenBank genome assembly. NCBI's taxonomy places the organism in Eukaryota, Fungi, Basidiomycota, Agaricomycetes, Agaricales, Hemipholiotaceae.